Molecule: messenger RNA, 279 nt
Organism: Neoarthrinium moseri
Lineage: Eukaryota; Fungi; Ascomycota; Sordariomycetes; Amphisphaeriales; Apiosporaceae
Exons: 1
Coding region: 1-279 (92 amino acids)
Source: RefSeq, a predicted model, not a curated record
AUGGUGGAAACGGCGCUGCUGGUGCCCGAACUGGUACUGCCCCAAUCGUGGAACGCGGAAGGCGGCUCGAUAUCAAAUUUGAAGGAUGAAGGUCAAGGACCCUGUGAGGCAUGUGGAUGGGAUGGCACACCUAACCAGCUAUGCGAGGGAUUCGUAAAUGGCACCGAGCUCCCUCCUAUUAGUGACAGAGGCAGCCGCGAAACUUCCCAGUGCAUUUCAUGCCAGAUCGCCCUGCUCGGCUGCGAGGAGCGCUCUCACAGUGAAGGACAAGCCACCUAG